AAGCAACUUGGGAAGAUUGGAAUUCACAGAAGAGGCAUUGUAUAGGCAUUGCACUGGUUUAACUUAGAAGAGGCAAGAAUCAGCAGAAGAAAAGUUUGUUUCAAAACUAGAUAUGGAAGGUGCCAUUAAAACAGUUGUUAUGCAGUACCUGUCUUCAGCACGGGGAAAGGAGAAUCUAAGUGGGAAGAACUUCCAGAAGUUAGUCCAGAGUCAGAUGGGCAGCAUCCUGAGUGACACUGACAGUUCCUCAGCAGUGAAGGAUAUGAUGAAAGGACUGGACGACAACCAGGAUGGGAAAGUGAGUUUCCAGGAGUACCUGACGCUGGUGGGCUACCUGGCGAACUCAAUGAGUGAACAGAAAACUACAGCUAGUGGUGCAGACGCCCCAAAACACUGAUGACAGUUGAUUACACUGACACUAAUUUGUAAAUGCUGGAGUAUUACACCAGUAAUCGUGGUAGGGAGAGUAGGGCUAGUUGUCACACUUUUUACUUGUAAAAGUCUGUAUUUUGGCCAACACACAAUGGCCAACACACAUACAUUGGCCAACACACAAUGUAUUAAAGGUACUUUCCUGUUAUCUGGACCCCAUGAUGGCCUACUCCUAACCCCGCCCCUAAACCUAUCCGUCACUGGGGUUAAGACCAAUCAGGGAUGACUAUAGUUCCGAAAUGGUAUAUGGUGGGGUCCGGAUAACAGGAUAAUACCGUAUUGGAAAUUACAAUAUAUGAAAUACAUAGCAAAACAAACGUUUAGCUGUACUUUUGACUCAAAACCACACAGUUGCCGAGAUUGAGCCCUUGUGACUCCCCAGUGUAACAACUAGCCUCGGACUCUCUCUAAUGCACUAUACAAUCUGCUAUUAAACUACAACGAUAUGAAAGGCUUUUGCAUUUUAAAUAUAUUACAUUGAAAUUAUAAUACUGUUUUCAUGUAUUCACAUUUUAUGAAAAUAUGAAACAAUGACCUGUGGCCAAUUACAAGUGCUAAAAAAACCUUUUGUACAAGUUCCUGCUUUUUUUUUUUUAUUUGCCUUUGCCAAAAUUCCAGGCAACAGGUUUUUGUAACAGGUUUUCAUUUCAACACUCAUAAACGAUUUAAAGGUAGGGUAGGCAAUGUUUUUCAGUAACACUUUUUGUUGGCAAUAAAAAAAAAAACAGAUAAAUAAUCAAAUAAAAUAAUGCUAAAGAUGUACAAUAUAUCUUCUGAGGAAGUCUCAGGACCAAAAAAUAUUCGCCCAAUCAUUGCAUUUGUUCUAAAUGCAAUAACAGAAUGUCAUACCUGUCUGUCAAUGUAUGUAUUUACACCUCCGCAAACCCUGCUCGCGCAGACAUCACACGUCAUCAAAACAACAAGCUUUUGCUGUGUUCACGCUGUAACUACAGUAUACCAAAAUUAAGGGAUGGCAGCACAGUCAGGUUGUACAAGUCAAAGCUCUUUAAGUUGUUUAUGUUCAUUAUUAUUGUAAUGUUAUGUGCUUUGAGUCACGAGGUCAUUUAAAGCCAUCUUUCAUGAAGCUUCUGCUCUGGCUGUACGUAUUCAUGUAUUUUUGGAGGAGACGUGGCUUUGGAGACACUCUGAAGAGAGGGUGGGAUCUUAUGCUUGAUAUAGCUAGCCUUUCCAAAAUUGCCUACCCUACCUUUAUUGUGUUUUUACGCAAUGAUUAGUGCUUUUUAUGCUUGAUAAACAAAACAAGGCAUUCGAAUUUAAGCCAUACUGCAUUUAUAGAUUUACUCUUCAGCUUUGUCUAUUUGGAAGAACGAUGAGGUAAAAUAGAACAUGUUACACUACUUGAGGAAUGUUUUGUAUAAUCUUUCAAUAAAAAUAUGGAAAUAAUGACAAAA
Messenger RNA from Pimephales promelas (fathead minnow), 1844 nucleotides. RefSeq names its product protein S100-A13. NCBI's taxonomy places the organism in Eukaryota, Metazoa, Chordata, Actinopteri, Cypriniformes, Leuciscidae. The record is from RefSeq and is a predicted model, not a curated record. Gene Ontology annotation, molecular function: calcium ion binding; calcium-dependent protein binding. Gene Ontology annotation, cellular component: perinuclear region of cytoplasm.